AUGCCGGGAUCGCUACUGUUUGACGUCAACAAACUCGAUGUCGAGAAGAUAUGGGAGAGAAACCGCGGACCUUUGCUAGCGGUCAAUCGCUGCGUUCACAGCCUAUACGAAGAGCAAGCUAUAGCUCGACCGAACGCAUGCGCCAUAUACGCAUGGGACGGCAAGAUGACCUACGAACAAUUGAAUCAGCAUUCAACACGAUUGGCAAGCUACCUUGUCACUCAAGGCAUUGGAACCGAGGUAAUGGUACCAUUAUGCUUUGAGAAAUCGAUAUGGGCAAUCGUAGCUAUGUUAGCUGUUCUCAAGGCUGGUGCCGCGUUCGUGCCACUAGACCCAAUGCAUCCAAGAGCCCGUCACGAAGAGAUAUUCAAGCAGACCAAUGCCAAGAUGGUCCUUACUUCCGUAAAUCACGCCGCUCUCUGGCCAAAUUCGGGUCUGCAGUUUCUGGCAAUCGACAAGGCUUUUGUUGAUCAAUUGCCAUGGGAAAACGAGAUCCGGUCCAAAGUCAAGCCAAUUGAUGCUGUCUAUGUUAUGUUCACAUCUGGUAGUACUGGUGUUCCGAAAGGCGUUGUAUUGGAGCAUAGAUCAAUCGCAACAAGUUGCCUUGCCCAUGGAAUGGAGAUGAAACUUGGACCCGACAGCCGAGCACUCCAGUUCGCGGCUUAUACGUUCGAUAUUUGUAUCGCUGAGAUUUUCACGACUUUGAUAUUCGGCGGCUGUGUUUGUGUCCCGUCGGAAGACGAUCGACGUAACGCCUUAUCCGAAGUAAUCAACAACAAUAACAUCAACUGGGCUCAACUUACGCCGACUGUUGCUCGUCUACUAGAUCCCAGCGCGGUCCCUUCUCUGAGAGUGCUCGUCCUUGGAGGAGAACGGGUGGACGACGCUGACUGGAAGAGAUGGGGUGACAAUAUCGUGAAGGUGAACGUUUACGGCCCGACGGAGUGUAGCAUUUGGUGCACUUCGUAUUGCAAUACCGGCCGAGAUUUCCGAUCGGGAACGAUAGGCACGUCAAUGGCUUCUUUUAGUUGGGUUACCGACCCGGAAGACCACAACAAGCUAGUGCCAUUUGGCACAAUUGGCGAACUUCUGAUAGAGGGACCGAUCCUGGCACGCGGGUACCUCAACGACAUUUCGAAAACCGAGGCUGAUUUCGUUGAUGACCCUGUCUGGCUGAGGCAAGGCAACCGCAACGAUGAAUCCACUCGACGACAGGGAAGACUAUACAAGACUGGUGAUCUAGUCUACUAUGAUGCCGACGGCAAUCUGGUUUACGCGGGUCGUAAGGACAGCCAGACUAAGGUGAGGGGUCAAAGAAUUGAGUUGGGUGAGAUUGAGCAUCAACUCAACCAAUGCAUGUCAGGCAUCAAACAAGUUGCGGCUGAAGUCAUCCUACCAUCAGGUGACCAAGCAAAAGCGAUGGUUGCAGCAUUCGUGCAGCUAAGCGAAGAGCCACGCCAUGCACUCGUCCCCCAGACUUCUAACGGUAACUUGGAAGUGCAAGUGAUCUUCCCAACCUAUCUGGAUGAGUUGCUGGUUCAGUAUUUGCCCAAGGACAUGGUGCCUGAGGUGUACUUUGCCGUAGCGGAACUUCCAUUGACAACAUCCGCCAAAGUGGACCGACAGAAGCUGCGCAAAAUUGGCGCCUCCUUUUCUGCACAACAAUUGGCCCAGCUUCGAACGUAUAGCGAUGAUCCAAAGCGACAACCAGAGACUGAGAAAGAGCAGAUCUUGCAUCGUCUCUGGGCACAGGUUCUGAGCAUUGACGCCAGUUCAAUUGGUAUGAAUGAUAGCUUCUUCGAUCUAGGCGGCGAUUCAAUAGCAGCUAUGAAGCUGGUGGGUGAAGCGCGCAGAUUAGGAGUACACAUCAGUGUGGCAGUCAUCUUCCAGAAUCCCACGCUAGAUGAGUUGACCUCUGCAGCGAUCCCUUCCCUCGACGUUUCUGAUACCAUCAUUCCGCCUGUUAGCCAUGUCGGACCUGUUGCACAAUCAUUCGCACAAGGUCGGAUGUGGUUUUUGGAAGAACUUCACCCUGGUCUUACCUGGUAUCUCAUGCCGAUUGUUGUGCGUAUGAAGGGCUCUCUGGAGCUGGCAGCGCUCCAAUCGGCGCUGAACGCAAUUGAGAACCGGCAUGAGACCCUUCGGACGACAUUUGAGACCAUUGGGGAUACAAGCAUGCAGCUAGUUCACCCCUAUCAUGCCAAGGAGCUGAGUGUCACCGACAUAGACUUGCAAAGCCUCGCAGAAGUUCUGCAUCAGGACCAGACAACUGCCUUUGACCUGCGCAAGGAGUCCGGUUUGCGAGUGUCAAUCUAUCGCAUCAGCAACGAAGACCACGUGCUAUCUGUCAUAAUGCACCACAUUAUCUCUGAUGGCUGGUCUACUGAUGUGUUCACGCGCGAGUUGGGCGCGUUCUACUCAGCCUCGAUACAAGGCCAGGACCCCUUUCUUCAUGUCCAAGCUCUACCCAUCCAGUAUCGAGACUUCUCUGUGUGGCAGAGGCAACAAGCUCAUAUUGACAAACACCAGAGCCAGCUCAGUUAUUGGUUCAAUCUGCUGAAUACCAGCAGACCCGCUGAGCUGCUUUGCGACAAAGCUCGGCCAGCUGUUUUAUCUGGACAGGCUUCCAAGCAAACGAUCCAGAUUGGUGGCCCGCUAUACAUUCAGCUACUCCAGUUCUGCAAAGCGAAAGGAGUCACAAAGUUCAUGGUGCUAUUUGCGGCCUUUAGAGCUACACACUUCCGCCUCACUGGCCAAAACGAUGCAACUAUCGGCACUGUGAACGCCAAUCGGGAUCGAUGGGAGCUUAAAGAUAUGAUUGGUUUCUUUGUCAACCUGCAAUGCCUUCGGACUACGAUUGACGGGGACCAAUCGUUUGAAGAACUGGUUCAGCAAGUCUAUGAAGCAACAAUUGCUUCACUUGCUAACGCAGACGUCCCGUUUGAGAACAUUGUGUCCAAGCUCAAGAACAGCAGAGACUUGUCUCGUCAUCCCCUUGUACAGCUUGUUUUUGCUAUGCAUUCCCAGCGCAACUUGGGACAACUGACACUUGAGGGCCUGGAAACAGAGAGCCUGGAUAACGCACCGAAGUCAAGAUUUGAUCUUGAAUUCCACUUUUUCCAGCGAGAAGACAGCCUGAAGGGUGAAGUUGUCUACUCCACCGACAUUUAUUGUCCAGAGGCGAUCGACAACAUGCUGUCGAUCUUCCAAAUCGUUCUCGAAGGGUGCCUCCAAGAGCCGAAAGCUGCGAUUGCCUCCUUGUCAUUGUUGCACGACGUCGAAUUAUCGAAGCUCAAUAGCAUGGGUCUGAUCCAGGUUGAAAAGACGGAUUAUCCACGAGAGUCGAGCGUAGUCGAUCUGUUUCGCCAGCAAACUUCCCUCUGUCCGUCCAGGAUUGCUGUGAAGGACGCAUCAGUAACCAUGACUUAUACUCAGCUGAACAAGAAAUCUGACAUUCUUGCUCAGUGGUUAGCCAAACAAUCGCUCGCUCCGGAGACACUGGUCAGCGUAUUAGCAGGGCGCAGCUGUCAGACUAUCGUCGCAUUUUUGGCUGUUCUGAAGGCGGGUCUAGCAUACCUACCGUUCGAUGUCAAGGUUCCGACCAAACGCAUGAGUACAAUUCUUGGUUCACUCUCAGGCCCCAAAUUUGUGCUUUUAGGCGAAGACGUACAGCCUCCUUGCGUGGACAUCAGUGACGUUAGAUUCGUACGCAUCACAGAAGCGUUGGAUGAGCAAACUCACGAAGGGUCCGCCUCUCAUAAUAUCGUCAAUCCCACAGCCAAUAGCCUUGCCUAUGUUAUGUUUACGUCAGGGUCAACCGGUCAACCAAAGGGGGCCAUGAUUGAACACCGUGGUAUCGUGCGCCUAGUGAGGGACAAUAACUUUGUGAAACAUUUGCCGGCUUCGCCAGUCAUGGCGCACAUGACGAACCUGGCCUUUGAUGUCUCUACAUGGGAGAUAUAUGCUUCACUACUGCAGGGCGGGACGCUAGUGUGCAUCGACAGGAUGACAGUGUUGGAUCCAGAGGCUGUGCUACGAACAUUUCGUCGAGAGCAUGUCAGAACAGCCUUCAUGACACCAUCUCUCUUCAGGACUUACGUUCAGCAAUCGCCUGCACUGUUCGCUGGUCUCGAUAUGCUUUGCGUUGGGGGUGAAGCACUUCAAUCAAACGACAUCCUUUCUAUGAAAACACUUCGCACAGGCAAGAUCAUCAAUGGCUAUGGGCCAACCGAAAACACAACGUUUAGCACAACUUUUGUGCUUUCAAAAGAAGGACAGUACCCGAACGGCGCGCCCAUUGGCCGUGCGCUUAGCAAUUCUGGCGCUUAUGUCAUGGAUUUGAAGCAGCAGCUUGUUCCGCUAGGGGUCGUUGGGGAGCUUGUAGUCACGGGCGACGGCCUGGCACGUGGAUACACCGACCUUGAGCGCAACAUAGACCGCUUCAUAACGAUACAAAUUGGGGGCGAGGUCGUGAAGGCUUACCGUACCGGUGACCACGUGCGAUAUCGUCCUGCAGACGGCCAGCUAGAGUAUCUCGGCCGGAUGGACGGACAGGUCAAGAUUCGGGGACAUCGCAUCGAGUUGGGUGAGAUUGAGCACGUUGUACGUAGCCACGGGUCUGUAAGAGAGGCUGUAGCUGUGGUGCAGCGGCAGCAAAAUACAGAUGAGGCUGCUCGACUGGCCGCUUUCGUCACAGUCUACGAGGAUGACGAAUUGGUUGACGAAAGGCCAAGCGGCAUCGACGAAUCGGAGCAUGUCGACGUAUGGGAAAACCAGUUCGACUCCAAAGUCUAUACACCAAUCUCUAAAGUGCUUCCUGAAGCCAUUGGGCGAGACUUCAUCGGAUGGACAUCUAUGUACGAUGGCAGCGCGAUCGACAAAGUGGAGAUGAACGAGUGGCUAGACGACACGAUCGACACGAUGCUCAACGGUCAUCUACCUGGCAAGGUGCUUGAGGUAGGCACAGGUACCGGUAUGGUUCUUUUCAACCUGGGAGAUGGUUUAGAAAGCUAUAUCGGGUUGGAUCCAUCUUCAAGAGCUGUGGAAUUCGUCAAAGACACAGUCAGAUCAGUACCCGCGUUGGCAGACAAGGUUCGAGUCUACAAGACCACAGCGACGGAGGUCGAUCGACUAGAACAUAUCGAUGCAAGCCUUGUCGUCAUCAACUCAGUCAUUCAGUACUUCCCAAGCCUUGAAUACCUUUUCAAGACCACACAACAACUGCUGGGAAUAGAGAGCGUCUCUACCAUCUUCUUUGGCGAUGUGCGGUCUUAUGCGCUACACCGAGAAUUUCUUGCAACUCGGGCAAUGAUCAUGGCUGGCGACAGUGCAGACAAGGCUGAAGUCAGUCGCAUGAUAACUGACAUGGAGCUGGUCGAAAGAGAGCUCCUGGUGGAUCCAGCCUUUUUCACUGCUCUGCCUGAGCGUCUGCCAGACCUAGUGGAGCAUGUCGAGAUUUUGCCAAAGAAGAUGAAGGCGACAAAUGAGCUAAGUUGCUUUCGUUACGCCGCGGUUAUCCAUGUUAAGCCGCGAGAUGGGCGAAAGCAAAAGCAGGAGAUUCGACACGUGGGACACGAUGAAUGGAUCGACUUCAGGGAGCACAAGCUAGAUCGCCAAUCUCUCUUGGGACGGUUGCAAAGCAAUUCUAGCUCAUCCAUCAUAGCUGUGAGCAACAUCCCGUAUAGUAAGACGAUCGUGAGUCGGUGUCUGAUCGAAUCGAUAGACAACACAGUGGCAGAGUUGUCUGAUCCCCAAGACUGGUACUCAUCAGUGUGUCAGCAGGCACAGUGCUGUUCAUCCAUGUCUGCUACUGACCUAUAUGAAUUGGCGAAGGAAGCCAACUGCCGCGUUGAAGUUAGUUGGAGCAGGCAGCACUCCCAGUGCGGUGGUCUUGACGCUAUUUUCCAUCGAUACCCGCCGCGUGAAGGAGAGAACAGGGUGAUGUUCCAAUUUCCUACCGGCCACGCAGAGCGACCCCUACACAGUCUGAGUAGCAUGCCAUUACGGCAACAAACCCUACAGAGAAUCCAAAGACAACUCCAGGAGAUGCUUGAAGCUCAGCUGCCUGCCUAUAUGGUCCCCCAAACAGUUACGUUCCUCGAAACCAUGCCAACCAACCAGAACGGCAAGAUAGACCGGAAUGCCCUCACACAGCGAACCGAGAUCCAGGUUGCAAAAGGCCAGGAGUUUCAAAGAGAGCUCACUAGGGCAGAAUUAAAAAUCCAGCAGUUAAUCGCGCGCGUACUUCGCAUCGAUUCGGACCGCAUUGGUCUAGAUGAUAGCUUCUUUCAGCUAGGUGGAGACUCAAUCGCGGCCAUGAAGCUAGUUGCUUUAGCUCGAGACGAAGAUAUCCGACUCACCGUGGCAAAUAUCUUCCAAUAUCCCAAACUUAUCCAAUUGGCUGCCGUAGCGCAAGAGCAUGUUCACGUUCCCAAUGACAACAUCGUCCCAUUCUCUCUCCUGGAUGACGAGGUCGAUGCAACGCAGACACACCACGAGGUGGCAGUCAAGUGUGACAUCGAUAGGGGUAUUGUGGAGGAUAUCUACCCAUGCUCGCCGCUUCAGGAAGGCUUGAUCUCGCUGACUGUGAAGCGGCCGGGGGAUUACAUCAUGCAGACCGUGCUGGAGUUGCGGGAGGAAGUAGAUGAGACAGCCUUUAGGAUUGCAUGGGAGAAGACGGUUCAGUCUUUCCAAAUCCUGCGAACGAGAAUUGUCCUGCAUGAUACCCUUGGACUUUUGCAGGCUGUCAUAGCGGAAAAGAUAAAGUGGGCAGAUGCAGACGACCUCGCUACUUAUCUAGCUCGAGACAAGCUGUCAUCUAUGCAGCUUGGCAAGCCGCUUGCACGCUACGGUCUUGUUCGGGACACUCGCAGAGAAAAAAAGUGGUUCGUAUGGACAAUUCACCACGCGAUAUACGAUGGUUGGGCGCUCAACCAUAUCUUGAGUGCUGUGCAGACAGCAUACAAUGGCGCGGAACCGGGAAAGCAGCUUGGCUUCAACAGCUUCAUCAAGUAUCUCCGUCAGAUGGACGAAGACCCUCUCGCAGAAUACUGGCGAACCACACUGAGCGACUGCGACGCGAAUGUCUUUCCACCACUAGUGUCUGGGGUGCAGCAGCCAGUUGCGGAUGCAACAGCGGAGUAUUGUUGCCCACCACUUCCCAAGAGAACCUCGAAUACUACUAUCUCGACACUUGUCCGUGCUGCCUGGGCAAUCGUUGCUAGCGGCUACACCAGCUCAGACGACGUUGUGUUUGGGGCGACAGUCACUGGUCGAAACGCACCAGUGGCUGGCAUCGAGUCCUUGGUGGGUCCUGUUAUUGCAACAGUGCCUGUUCGGAUACGGUUGCAGAGAGACUCGACUAUACUAGAAUUUCUUGAAACAGUACAGAAACAGGCAACUGAGAUGAUCCCGUUCGAGCAAACAGGCCUACAGCGAAUCGCCAAGCUUGGACCAGACACCGAACAUGCGUGCAAUUUCCAGACGUUGUUAAUAGUGCAGCCUGCAGAGGACGCCUUCCAAUCGGACGAUAUAUUUGGGACGUGGGAGUUUGGCUCGGGUCUGCAGGACUUCACGACGUAUGCGCUGAUGGUGCAGUGCAAGCUGGCUAAAGAGGGUGUCAAAAUCACGGCCAGUUUCGAUGCGGGUUUAGUCGAACAGUGGCAAGUUGAGAGAAUGAUAGGCCAGCUAAGCUUCGUCAUGCAGCAGCUAGCGCGAGGUGAUUCAAGAACAAGAGUCAUGGAUAUUGGAAUGAUUACACAAGAUGAUGAACAGCAGCUCUGGAUGUGGAACCAGAGACCACCACCAGCUAUCGAUCGCUGUGUCCACGAUCUUUACUCGAACCGAGCGAAGUCACAGCCGGAAGCGGGUGCAAUCUGUGCUUGGGAUGGUGUAAUGACGUAUAAAGAGCUUGACGAACGAUCAUCGCGGCUAGCAACCUAUUUGGUCCACAUCGGUGUCAAACCGGAAACCAUAGUGCCCUUGUGUUUCGAAAAGUCAAUUUGGAUGGUCGUAGCCAUGCUGGCUGUGCUAAAAGCAGGGGGUGCCUUUGCGCCCUUAGACCCGAGCCAUCCGGUAUCUCGACAUCGAGAAAUCUUCAAGCAAACUAAGGCCAACACGAUGCUCACAUCAUCUCAGUACGCCAAUCUCUGGUCUGAAUGCAUCCCCACUGUCGUGGAAAUUACCGGACACUUUAUUGACCAGUUGACGACAAAGCCUUACAGCACUAAGACAGCAGUGCAGCCAGGCAAUACAGCGUAUGUCAUCUUUACCUCUGGUAGCACGGGAGUACCUAAGGGUGUUCAAAUGGAACAUAAGGCCGUUUCCACGAGUUGCUCAUGUCAAGGAUUAGCGUUCGGUAUCACGGAGGAUACACGGGUUCUUCAAUUCGCUGCCUACACCUUUGAUGCCUGCAUCUUAGAGAUCAUCACAACACUCCUACAUGGCGCAUGUAUAUGCAUCCCUUCUGAGACGCAGCGCCGCGACGAUCUCGUCAACACAAUCAAUACGAUGAAAGUAACAUGGGCGCUGUUAACUCCAGCCGUCGCGAGGAUUUUAGACCCACAGAAGAUAGUAUCAUUGAAGACAUUGGUUCUUGGCGGCGAGAAGGUCAACGCUUCAGACUGCGAUAUCUGGAGUGGCCGUGUACGACUGAUCAACGCCUACGGGCCCACUGAAUGUUGCGUCUCUUGUGUCGCAAGUCCCGAUAUGAAGGGACUCGAUCCGGAACCCAUCGGGAAGCCGAUUGCGUCAGUUGGCUGGGUGGUCAAUCCUAAUGAUCACAAUAGACUAGCACCGCCAGGCGCAAUCGGAGAGCUGCUGGUUGAGGGACCAAACCUAGCCCGCGGCUACCUGGAUGAUGCGAAGAAGACAGAGACAGCUUUUGUCCAUGAUCCUCUCUGGCUGCUUCGAGGCUUUGAAGGCUACAGUGGGCGGCGAGGUAGACUGUACAAGACAGGCGACCUGGUUUACCACACUGCAGAUGGUGAUCUGGUCUAUGUAGGCCGCAAAGAUGGUCAGGUCAAAGUGCGAGGCCAACGCAUUGAGCUUGCCGAGAUUGAACAUUGUCUCUACCAACAUAUCCCAGAUAUCAAGGAAAUAGCAGUUGAACUCAUCUCGCCGACAGGAGGAAAGCCGAUGGUCGCAGCAUUCCUGAAGGCAAAUCCCGAGCUGCUCAAUGGCAAGCUGUCCGAGGGGGACUCUGGGGUAUACGUCGUAUACCCAGCCCGAGUAGACAGCGAGCUAUCUCAGCGACUACCCGGAAACAUGGUGCCUGAGGUUUACUUUGGACUCACUGAAUUCCCGAUAUCAACCUCUGGUAAGAUAAAUCGAAGGCGACUACGCGAGAUCGGAGGCUCUUUUUCGACCGACCAACUAGCGCGUUUACGCACACAGGAAAACGAGAGCUCCAAUCGGAAACCAGAAACAAAGUAUGAGAUGGCGCUGCAGAAGCUAUGGGCUCAAGUGCUGAAUAUUGAUGCUACCUCCAUCGGACUGAACGAUAGCUUCUUCCAACUAGGGGGCGACUCAAUUUCGGCUAUGAAGCUUGUGAGCGAGGCGCGUAAUGUCGACCUGAUUUUUUCUGUUCAAGACGUUUUCCAGGUGCAGCGACUGGGUCAGCUAGCCAACCGAUUGGUCGACCCUCCCACUUCAAGUCACAGUGCAAUCACCAAAAUUGAUCAUCGGCGACCCGUCCAUCAAUCGUUUGCGCAAGGCCGACUCUGGUUCCUAGAACAACUGCACCCAGGACUAGAUUGGUAUCUCAUGCACCUUGCAGUACACGUCAAAGGUCCACUCCAACUCCCUGCACUUCAGGCUGCACUACAGGCGAUAGAGCAUCGUCAUGAAACACUAAGGACAACGUUCGCCACCAACAAUGGCGAGAGCCUACAGGAAGUUCAUCCUUUCUGUGGAGGAAGAGAACUAAAUGUCAUCGACGUUGGUUCAAACGAUGACAAGAUUCUGCUAGAAGCACUUGAACGGGAUCAGAAGACACCAUUCGAUCUUCGGUACGAGCCUGGCUGGAGGAUAUCAGUAUAUCGUAUCAACGAAGUUUCUCUCGUUCUAUCGAUCGUCAUGCAUCAUAUCGUCUCAGACGGCUGGUCAGUUGAUGUUCUGAAGAAAGAAUUAAGCGCUCUAUAUGCUUCCGCCAUCCGCAACGAAGAUCCCAUCUUCUGCUUGCCACCUUUACCCAUUCAAUACAGAGACUUUUCUGUCUGGCAGCGACUACCGGAGCAAGCUCAAGAACAUCGACGGCAGCUGGACUACUGGAUCAAUCAAUUAGACGGAAGUCGGCCAGCAGAAUUCCUCUACGAUAAACCACGACCAAUGACUCUGUCUGGUAAAGCGGGAACGCAGAGACUCAACAUCAGCCAUCAGCUCUAUAACAGGCUGCAAAGAUUUGCUAGGCAACGUGGAAUGACUCCAUUUGUCGUCCUCCUCGCCGUAUUCAGAGCCACACACUAUCGUUUGACCAACCAAGAUGAUGCAACUAUCGCAGUCCCUAAUGCGAACAGAAGUCGCCCAGAGGUCGGAGACCUGAUUGGGUUUUUCGUCAAUAUCCAGUGCAUCCGAAUGAAGAUCCAGGAUGAAACCUUCGAAGAGCUAUUGCAGCAUGCCUACAAGACGGUAGUAGACUCCCUUGCCAACCAGGACGUACCUUUUGAAAGUAUUGUUUCUGCAUUGCAAGGGGACAGGGACUCUGCACGCAACCCUCUCGCGCAGGUCGCCUUCGCUGUUCACUCACAGCAAGACAUAGGGAAGCUCAAUUUUGAGGGCGUCGAGACAGAAGCUAUAGAAGGCCUAGCGACCUCACGAUUCGAUCUCGAGUUCCAUUUCUUCCAGGAAAAGAAUGGUUUCCAAGGCUAUAUAUACUUCUCGGAGGAGCUUUUUGUCCCCGAGACUAUACGUUCGCUAGCAUCUGUCUUCAUCAGCAUCCUCGACAACUGUCUCGACAAGCCAGAGACACAGAUCGCCGUAAUGCCACUCAUGACCGUUGAGGCCCACACUCAGCUCGACCAAAUGGGGCUCCUCCGCAUGCAUCAAACAGCCUAUCCCCGGAAUUCCAGCAUCGUGGACGUCUUCCGCCAGCAAGCCGCUAUGCAACCUUCAAGGGUGGCCGUGAAGGACACAUCAACAGACUUGACUUACGCACAGCUAGAUUCACAAUCAGAAAAGCUAGCAAAGUUCCUAGCGACGAAGUCAUUUGCCCCUGGAACAGCAGUUGGUGUUCUGGCACAUCGUUGUUGUCAAGCAAUCGUUGCUUUCAUUGGCAUCCUGAAAGCUGGCUUGGCCUAUCUACCAUUCGAUCACAAAGCGCCCGAAAAACGGAUGGAGUCCAUCUUCUCGACCAUUGAAGGCAACAAAUUGGUCUUGAUUGGCCCGAAAAUCCCACUGCCAGGUACUGGACUCAAAGGUGUUGAACUCGCCCAUAUUGUCGAUAUCUUAGACGCAAAUGAAGAUGCUGAGUUUACAAGGAACGAACUGGAUCCUACUCUCAGACCUACUGCCUCUAGUCUGGCUUACAUUCUCUUUACGUCUGGCUCUACUGGUCAACCCAAAGGAGUCAUGGUCGAACAUCGCGGCAUAGUACGUUUGGCACACCACGAUCAAAUGGAGCACUUCAGAUCAUCCGGAGCGAUGGCUCAUAUGGCAAAUCUUGCUUUCGAUGGGUCUUCCUGGGAGAUCUACACAUGUCUCCUCAACGGAGGUACACUCGUUUGUAUCGAUGCGACAACCGUGCUAGACCAGGAUGCUUUAUUACGCGCGUUUAGAGAAUCCCAGAUUCGGAUCGCUUUCAUCACACCCGCUCUGCUGAAUUACAUCCUGGCUGAAUCCCCAGAUACGAUAGGCAACUUGGAUACCCUGCUUGUAGCAGGAGACAGAGCUGAUAUAGACGACGUUUUCAUGGCACGACAUCUUGUGAGAAACAAAGUCGUUGCCAAUGCAUAUGGUCCAACUGAGAACUCGGUCAUGAGCACACUGUAUAUUCUGUCUGAGGAUGAGGAUUGUGUCAAUGGUGUGCCUAUCGGACGAUCUAUCAGUAACUCAGCAGCAUACGUGAUGGAUCCGGAACAAAACCUUGUGCCACUUGGAGUUGUCGGAGAGCUUGUUGUUACUGGAGAUGGUGUUGCCAGAGGAUAUACCGAUCCUAGCCGCAAUGUUGAUCGUUUUGUGACUAUCACAAUCGGACACCAAACAAUGCGAGCUUAUCGCACUGGGGACUAUGUCCGCCAGCGGCCUCGAGAUGGGGAAAUGGAAUUCUUUGGUCGCAUUGAUGGGCAAGUAAAGAUCCGAGGCAAUCGUGUUGAGCUAGGAGAGAUUGAGACUGUCCUUCGUGGGCAUGAGUUGGUGCGCGACGCAGUUGUUGUAGCAGAACAACGAAAAGACAAGAACCAGCGACUUUUUGGCUACAUCACACUCAAAGAAGACUUCGAGAUGCGUAGCGUGCAGAACAGCGAUGACAACCAGAUACAGCAUGUGAACGCGUGGGAACACCGCUUCGAUACCGAGACAUAUGCUCCAAUCAUCGGUAUCCAGUCUGAGACAGUGGGCCAAGAUUUCAUCGGAUGGACGUCAAUGUACGAUGGCACCGACAUCGACAAGACCGAAAUGAAGGAGUGGUUGGAAGAGACCAUCGGUUCGAUCCACGACAAGGUUGGCGGGCAAUUGGGAAACGUUCUUGAGAUCGGAUCAGGAUCUGGCAUGAUCCUGUUCAACCUCAGAGAUAGUUUGAAACACUAUACUGGGUUUGAGCCGUCAAGAAAGGCAGUCGACUUUGUUACGGGAACAGCCAGGUCAAUACCCUCGCUUGCCAACAAAGUGGAGAUGUAUAAGGCUACAGCGGCCGACAUCAGCAAAGUGGACCAGCCGCUCCAGGCCGACUUGGUUGUUCUGAACUCUGUGGUUCAGUACUUUCCCAGCCAAGGAUAUCUAUUCAACGUGGUUCGAGACUUACUCAAGGUCGAUGGGGUCAAAACGUUAUUCUUUGGGGACAUUCGUUCUUAUGCCCUGCGCCGGGAAUUCUAUGCAGCCAGAGCGCUCUUCAUGGCUGGCGAAAGAGCUAGUCAAAAGGAUCUACGACGUCUGGUCGAGGAUAUGGAACAGAUCGAGCAAGAGCUGUUGGUCGAUCCUGGCUUCUUUACUUCACUGACGCAUCGUCUCCCUGAUCUGGUCCAGCAUGUUGAGAUUCAGCCCAAGAGAAUGAGAGCGACAAACGAGCUUAGCUCCUACCGCUACACGGCAGUCGUUUACUCUCGAUCCUGGGAGCCACCGUGCGGAGGACUCCGAACUAUCCCUGACAAUGAAUGGAUUGAUUUCCAGGAACAGGGCCUGAACCAUGACUCUCUUCAGCAGCGCAUCAAGGAUGUUUCAAGCACACAUUCUCUAGCCGUGAGCAACAUAUCACAUAGCAAGACGCUCUUUGGAAACUGCCUGCUGAGCGCAUUGGGCGACGGAAAGGCCAGAAAACCAGUCCACACGGAUUGGACUGCUCACAUAAAUCGACAAGCUAAGGGGAUACCAAGCCUCUCUGCCGCUGACCUUGACGAGAUGGCUAAAGCAGCAGGCUGUCAAGUGCAGAUCAGUUGGAACAGACAAUACUCACAGCAUGGCGGUCUGGAUGCUAUAUUUUACCCUCGUCAAAUCAAUGAUGGGAGUGACAAGGUAGGGUUGAUGUUUUCAUUCCCAACCGAUCAUGCCGACCGCCGACGACAGACCUUGAGCAACAAGCCAAUGCGACAGCAGCUGGUCAAGGAAGUCCAACAGCAACUGGAUGAGCUUGUCAAAGUUCAGCUACCUUCAUACAUGGUUCCGCAAUCUAUCCAAGUGUUGAACCAACUUCCGAUCAACCAGAAUGAAGUUAACCAGGGAGGUCUGCAACGGGGACUAAGCACUGCAGAGCUCAAAGUACAGCGCAUACUAUCGCGGGUACUUGGAAUCGAAGCUAGUCGUAUUGGGCUAGAAGAUAGCUUCUUCCAACUGGGCGGAGACUCGAUUGCUGCUAUGAAGAUAGUCGCUGCAGCGCGCGAGGAAGAGAUUCACCUUACUAUCGCAAACAUCUUCCAGCACCCUAAGCUCGUCAACCUGGCGACUGUGGCUCAAUUUUCUCAACAUGAAGGUGAACAGAAGUCAAUUCAGCCGUUCUCCCUUCUCUCGACAACCCAAAGAGACUGUCUUCUUCACGCCAUCCCCAAGAAUACGUCCAAUGUCAACGGAAACGACAUUAUCGACAUCCUUCCAACGACAUGGAUGCAGAAUCUUUUCAUCUCCCGGGGCGUCAACAUCCAACCCCUGGCGUUCAAUUACUUCUUCCUCAAUCUGGGGACCCGCGUUGACGCCUCCCGCCUUCGACGCAGCAUCCCCACUCUCGUCCAACACUUCUCCAUUCUCCGAACAAAGUUUGUUUACGUCGACGGGGUACUUUGGCAAACUGUCCUUCGUAAACCACACGUACCUUUUACGGAGUUUCAUCUGGACAUGUCUCUUGAAGAAGCAGCUGACACUGUCUGCUUGGAGGACAGUCGGACCACUGAUCCCCUGGAGUUGGCUACUGCCUUCAUGCUGAUACGAGGCACCUCCAAUGAACACCUUCUGGCAAUUCGCAUCACGCACGCUCAGUACGACGGUGUUUGUUUCCCGUCGUUCGUGAAAGCACUUUUUACCAUCUACUCCGGAAAGUCCGUGGAGCCUGCGCACAACCACUCCACCUAUCUGGCUUAUACUCGGGGCAAAAAGUCAGUCUCAGCCCUGCACUGGCGUAAUGUCCUGCACGGUUCGCGAAUGACCAAAGCCACCCCGUUGCUCGGUCCAAGCAUUCGACAUGACAUAACUCCAAUUGAGGUUCAGACAGAAAACAUCAUCGGCAUGCCUCAUGUCCCGACCGGUCUUACUCUGGCUUCCCUCGUCAGCGCCGCCUGGGCAAAAGUUCUCUCACAACUCACUGGAGAAGAAGAUAUCGUCUAUGGAUACAUGGUCGCUGGCCGCAAUGCUAAUAUCCCGGCCAUCACCAAGAUUGUCGGCCCGUGUCUAAACAUCAUCCCAGUUCGCGCACGGUUGCAUGCAAAGACAACUUCGACUGAACUAAUACGUUCAAUUCAAGAACAGUACAUCGCACUCGGUGAAGCAGAUUCGAUGGGGUUUGAUGAAAUAGUCCGCACCUCUACAGGCUGGCCGGCCGAUACAGAGUACGACUCCGUGUUCCAGCACCAGAACCUGAAUGAACAUCCCGAAUUCAACUUUGAAGGCACCAGCUCUAGGCUCCAUUGGUUUCAAAACCCUGAUUCGGUGCCUUGCAUUCUUACUGUGGUAUCCUACCCACUUGGAGACGGGCUUAGGAUUGUGGUUAGGGGUAACGAACAUAUCAUAACGUCAGAGAGUGCGGAGAGAAUCAACAAACUGCUCUGUGAGACGAUCGGAGCACUGUCUUCUUCGCUCCAGUAG
Molecule: messenger RNA, 15438 nt
Organism: Alternaria arborescens
Lineage: Eukaryota; Fungi; Ascomycota; Dothideomycetes; Pleosporales; Pleosporaceae
Product: Nonribosomal peptide synthetase dtxS1
Exons: 2
Coding region: 1-15438 (5145 amino acids)
Biological process (GO): secondary metabolite biosynthetic process; amino acid activation for nonribosomal peptide biosynthetic process
Cellular component (GO): cytoplasm
Molecular function (GO): catalytic activity; phosphopantetheine binding
Source: RefSeq, a predicted model, not a curated record